AUGGCGGCGAAUGUUGAGAGCCGUGCCGAUGCGGCCAGUUACUAUGACCCGGAAAAAAAUGCUACCGGUGACUACUACUGCUUCUCGGAAACCACUCCCCUCUACAUCCGUCAUGAGUUUGUCAAGAAAGUUUUCGGUAUUGUUACCCUUCAGCUUGCGGCUAGUUUCGGAUUCUUGGUCCUGACUUUCAACGUCGAAUCCAUGAAGGAGUUCUUCAAGGCUAACGCUGUAAUCGGUGUGGUGGCGAUGGUGAUCUUUUUCAUCAUAUCGCUUGUCAUUGCCUGCAAACGCUCGUUGGCGCAUAACAAGACUGUGUCCGCUUCUCUCUUGGUUUGUAUGACCUUAUGCAUGAUGCUUUAUCUCGCGUGCGUUGCCGUGCACUUUGCGGUAUUCGAGCUCACGGUGGCGGCGGGCAUUACAGCUGCUUUGACACUUGCCAUCACUCUCUUUGCCAUGCAAACGAAGUACGACUUUACAGGUUGGCUGACGUACCUUUUCUGCUUCGGUAUCGGCAUGAUCAUCGCCGGAAUCCUCAUAGCCAUUUUCCCUCACCGGGCUGUGCGCAUUGUGUACGCGGCUAUUGGGGCUCUGCUUAUGUGUGUCUACUUGGUUGUCGACAUACAGUUGGCCGUUGGUGGUAAGAAGCACGAGUGGACAAUUGACGACUACGUUAUCGCCGCCGUCUGCAUCUACGUUGACAUCAUCAGCCUCUUCCUCCACAUUCUCCGCCUUAUUCAUUACGGUAAUGAAUAA
Molecule: messenger RNA, 753 nt
Organism: Babesia ovata
Lineage: Eukaryota; Apicomplexa; Aconoidasida; Piroplasmida; Babesiidae
Product: N-methyl-aspartate receptor
Exons: 4
Coding region: 1-753 (250 amino acids)
Cellular component (GO): membrane
Source: RefSeq, a predicted model, not a curated record